This is a messenger RNA of Argiope bruennichi, 4991 nucleotides long. RefSeq names its product putative lipid scramblase CLPTM1. The transcript is spliced from 12 exons. The record is from RefSeq and is a predicted model, not a curated record. Gene Ontology annotation, cellular component: membrane; endomembrane system. The coding region runs from base 125 to 1984 and encodes 619 amino acids. NCBI's taxonomy places the organism in Eukaryota, Metazoa, Arthropoda, Arachnida, Araneae, Araneidae.
GAUUACCAAAUCGUAAAUCAUAAUCAUGAAGUAAAUGGAGUUGGAAUGAGUUGCUUGUAAAAUAUCGAUAUUAACUUAAAAAUUUUCAACCUUAAUAAAUAGUUUUCACCGGCGAUCUUUAAAAAUGAGUUCAGAGGACAAUACAGCCGUAAUGCCUGUUUCUGAAAAUACAAAUGCUGCUCAAGCCCAGGGGGAUGGUGGACAAACAUCUCAGUCACCUCCAGCCCAAAAUCCACCUGCAGCUCAGCAUUCUUUCUGGUCAAUCUUAAAAGGAAUAAUAUUGCGAGCAGUUAUAAUUUAUUUUAUAACUAGUUUUUUCAGACGACCACAAACAGCUACUCCAAACACUCAGAGUGGUGCCAUGCCUACUAAAACAUCUCAAAAUCUCUUUCAAAAUGGAACAAUAAUGGAUCUAUAUGUUUAUCUUUCUGAAGAGCAAAAACCAUCCUUUAAAGAAGACUCUUUAAUUUGGUUUCAACCAAACAUUAUUUAUGGUGAUUGGUAUGGUGGCCCUAAUGGAGAUGGAACUUAUACUCUUGAAACCAAAAUUGAUACUACUGAAAAUAUGCAAAGAAAUAGUAGCAUUUGGCUACAUACAUGUGUUGUUAGGCAUGGGAAAUCACCUGCUUCAAGAAUUAAGAAAAGACUUGCUUGGCAUGAUGGUAUAUGUAAAUCUAAAAGAAUGAAUAAGUAUAAGAAGCUUCGAUAUCAACGCACACAUAACUUAUUGACUGGAGAGACAGCUGCAAGUGCUGAAGAUAUAAAAAAAGCAGAAGAAAGUCCUCUGGAAAUUUUAUCCCAUUGGCAUCCAAAUAUGACUAUUAAUAUCAUUGAUGAUCACACUGCUUGGGUUCAAGGCCAUGUUCCUCCACCUUUAGAUGAAUUUGUGGAAUUCGACCCAGUAUCUGGUGACUACUUGCCGAUUUUGUACAUAAAUGACUAUUGGAAUUUAAUGCGAGAAUAUUAUCCCAUUAAUGAAACUGUUAAGAGUUUACCAAUUCACUUAACAUUCCAACCACUUUCUCUUUUCCGCUGGCAAUUGUAUACUGCUCAGGCAAUGAGGUCCCGUUGGACUUCGAUUUUGGGGCAAGAUUUGAUGGAAGAAAGUGAUGAAGAUCAGGAUUACAUGAAAGAAGCUUUACUUGAAACAUCUCCUAUCCUUUUAGGAUUGACAUUUGUUGUAUCUAUUGUACAUAGUAUUUUUGAAUUUCUUGCUUUUAAAAAUGAUAUUCAGUUUUGGAACAACAGAAAAUCCUUAGAAGGAUUAUCUGUCCGAUCAGUCUUCUUUAAUGUAUUCCAAUCCAUUGUUGUGCUCUUGUAUGUAUUAGACAAUGACACAAAUAUGGUUGUCAGAAUAUCAGUGUUUGUCGGACUUUUGAUUGAAAUUUGGAAGAUACACAAAGUUACUAAUGUUGAAAUCAAUAGAGAAGAGAAAAUAUUGGGCAUCAUUCCCAAAAUACGAUUGACAGAUAAAGGAUCGUAUGCUGAAUCUUCUACGAAACAGUUUGACACUAUGGCAUUCCGCUACUUGUCUUGGGUGCUCUUCCCUUUACUAGGGUGCUAUGCAGUGUAUUCACUUCUUUAUUUGGAACAUAAAGGAUGGUACUCAUGGGUAUUGAGCAUGUUAUAUGGAUUCUUAUUAACUUUUGGUUUCAUUAUGAUGACUCCCCAAUUAUUUAUCAACUAUAAAUUGAAGUCAGUUGCUCAUCUUCCUUGGCGAAUGCUGUCUUAUAAGUUCCUGAAUACAUUUAUUGAUGACAUCUUUGCUUUUGUUAUCAAGAUGCCAACCAUGUAUAGAUUAGGUUGUUUUAGAGAUGAUAUUGUAUUCUUCAUUUAUUUGUAUCAAAGAUGGAUCUACCGAGUUGAUCCAAAAAGAAUGAAUGAGUUUGGAACUAGUGGUGAAAUCGAAACUCAGCGUUCAGUAGCUAAUGGUGCCGUUUGUACAACUUCUGAAAAACCCAUUGAAGAAAAGAAAAAGGAUUAAUGUUUAUUAUUUUGUAAUUUUUGUUUUUUAAAAGGGUUGUUAUGUAAUUGUAAAUUAUAUUGUUUUUUUUUAGGUACCAUAUAAUUUGUACCUGUUUUUCCCCCUUGUUUGUAUAAAAUUAUAUACACUUAAUAGUAAAUUUCUCUAUUCAGUGUUUUGUGAAGUCUAUGUAUUAUAUCUGCAGUUAGACUGUUUAGCUUUGUCCCUAUUUCACAAGUAGUAAGGGGAUUAUGUGCUUUCCCUAUAUUCCUUUUAAAUGAAGUUUUUGGCCUCAAUUUUUUUUUUAAAGAGCAAGAAAAGUAUUAAAAUAACGGAAAUCUCUUAAAAUAGCUGGGAUUAAUAGUGUUUUUCUUAUUUAUUAUAUUUUCGAUUUAAAAAAUGUUUCUUUGCUUAUUUUCAUGCAAAUGUAUGAAUGUGUAAAUAAAUGUGACAUUAUUUAAAUACAAUGGAGCAAUUUGUUAAUAACUUGUUACAAUUUUUUUGAAUAUUUAUGGUUAAAAGAUUAUAUGGUUAAAAGCGUUUUUAGCUAAAGCUUCUAAAGUAUUUAUUAUUAUGUUUGUAUAGUACAUAAUGAAAAUGAAAAGUUAUAUUGUGUUUUUCCACCCUUCUGAAAUCAGCCCUCUCAAUCUCAUUUUGUGUAUUGAUUCCUUUUGGUAGUAACAACUACUUCUGUGACCAAGAAGAUAUCAUUAUCAUUACUAUUAUUCAUAAAUAAGUUUACAUUGGGGGUUAAUGCAACGAAAAUUUCGGUUAUAUCUUUUAUUGAUCAAUUCAUAAGUUAUAUAAUAGUCUUUUUAUGGUGUACAUAGUUAGUAUGAUCUUUCAAAAUUACUAUAAGAGUCUUAAUUUCUUUUUUCUAUAUUUUGUUGUUAAUGCAAAUUUUUAACAAAAUGUUUUAAUGUUAAAAAUCUUUUUACUUGUAAGGAAUUCUUUGUUGAUUAUUUUAAAUUUACUCAUAUUAAUGCCUAUAUUGUUUUUAUUUGUAUGUUUUCUUUGUAUGCCCCCAUGCAUUACUCAUUUUACCAUUUAAAUCUCCAAAAUCUCAAUGUUUGAAUUAUUUUUUAAUUUAUUUUAAUGUGACUUAUGAAUGUUUGUGUGAGGCCAUUAUUUGUUUAUUUUGAAUAUAAAUUUGUAGUCAGUUACAAUAAGAAUUUUAUUCAAAUGAAGCUUCCAAAAACUAAAUGUUAGUGCCAGUUAAUGACUUUGUACACCUAUCUGCCACUUUUUCCACAUUAAUUAUGCAAUAAGUAUUGGUUACUAAUUUUUUUUACAAAGCUUUAUGACAAAUUACUUAUUAUAUUAUGUGCAACAAUGAAAUUGAGUCAUUAUUAUUUAUUUGGCUUUAUGAUUUUUAGUUAUGGAUUAUUUAAUUAUUAUUUCAUCAUUUAUUUUCCUCCUUAAUUUUGAAGUUACAAAUAAAAUUCUGAAUUAUUGUUUUUUUUAUAAAAUCCUGGUUUUAUAAUAAGGUCUCUCUGUACUUUAUACUCUCUUAAAAUAAAACUAAAUUUUGUCAGUUAAGAAACUGGAAAAAAGAAUAUUAAUUCUUGUGUAUAUCUGUACUUAAAGUUGCAUGCAUAAAAACCACAUCAAAAUAAACUUUCCUGUUUAAAUGUUUUGGAGUUAUUUAUCUGUAAUAGAUUUUUUGCAUGCUUUUAGUUUUUUAAAAUUAUUAUUUUCCAUCUAUUUAGAAAGCACCGUGUAAUGUAUAGACUGUAUGUUUUAGCAGCAAUUUUAAUUUUAAAAAUUAAAACAAAAAUGAAGUAAAGUUUUUGUUCCAUUGUUAUCUGGCGUUUUUUCUUAUUGAGAGCAGAUGAAUAAAAUGUGUGUAACAGAAAUGCUUAUGGAAUAAAUAAAUUACUGUAUUUGAUUUUGUUAUCUUUUUAAUUUUGACAUUAAAUUUGCUGAGCAAAAAUUAUUUAAAAUUUAAUUCAAUAGUAUAUUCUUCAGAUUUAUUACAUGCUCUAAUUAAAAGAUUAUAAUUUUUUUGUCUUUGAUAAAUUAAUUAAAUGUAAUAAUCUUAAUUUAGAUGAAAUUCAGCCAUUUCUUUUUGAAGUCAUUCAUUAAAAUCUUUUUUUUCCUUGAAGUUACAUAUUGCAUUACUGGGUUCAUUACUGAUGAAGUGAUUCAUUACUCCUGUUAUUUCAGUUUAUUAAAGUAUAAAAUGUAUAAAUAUUAUCAGUUGUUUAUUCCCAUUAUUUUUUCAUUUGUAAAACAAAAAAUAUAUAUUUUAUGAUUUGUAUAUUUGUUUUAAAAAAUGACAGUUUUGAAUGUAAUACUCAAUGAAAUUCAGAAUUUAAAAAAAAUUUAUUUAUAUUAAUAAUUUGUUGUUAAGGAAUAUUUGAGCUUUCUUUUAACAAUCUUAUUUGUCUUCAUUAUCAUUUGCUGCUAAAAUGUGAAAAAAUUUGUAGUUAGAAUCUCAACAGAAAGUUUUUUAAACUUCUUUUCCCAUAUUCAUAUAAGAUGUAUUUCUUUUGUAACAAACGUUUUAUAACUAUGGAUAUUAUAUUAUUUAUGCCAUAAAAUAAUAAUUAAAAAGUAAUAUGGCUAAUUUCGCUCAUUUAAUGUGAAAAUUUUUAAAUGAUUAUGAAUAUUGCUUUCUUUGUGAUAAAUGCUGAUCAUCAUGUGAACAUUUUAUUAGUAAAAUAUUAGAGUAGGUUUAUAAAUGCCUAAAAUAAGGAAAUUUUUUUCUGCAAUCUUUAUUCAAGAACUAUUUUAUCAAGUGUUUUGUCUACAAAAAUUCUUAUAAUUCCAAAUAUGUAGUCUAAAUAGAAUACAUAUAAAGAUUAAUGUGAUAACAGAAUAUAUAAUAGUUUUUAGAAUAUUUUUGUUAUCAAUAUCAUUUAUAUAUGUGUUCUUUGCCAAAAGAAGGGGAAAAAAUUAUGUUUUUCUGAAAAUAUAGAUAAAGGAAAGAAGGGAGGGUAAUGGGCUGUAUGUGAUACAGAAUUUCUAACAGUUGCUUUUAAUGUAUUUUUGUUAUUCAUAUCAAUAAAAGUUUCUUAGCACUCUU